UACUCUUUACUACUCCCUCCCUACAGGCUACCUCCCACACUACAAACAAGAAUCAAUCGGUACUGAAGUUUCGCCGUGUCUACCUCUCAACUACCACUACGAGUACGAAGUUAGACUUUUUUUCCUUAACAACUUUUAUAUAUUUUUUAAAACUAUGGCCGACAAGUUUGAGAAUGUGACCGCCCCGAAAGGCGGAGAGGAUCAGCUGGCCAACGGUUUGUCCCGCGGCGGCGGCGGCUCGUCGGAGCCUCUCUCCCGGCGUGUAAAGCGAAUACUGAUGGCAAACCUCCUGGUGAUUCUGACCGUGGCGGGCGUCAUUAUAGGGGUUUUCAUCGGCCUCGGCGUGCGCAACGUGGAACUCUCCCGCACCCAAAUCAUCUACAUCGGCUUCCCAGGCGAGUUGCUUAUCCGGCUGCUCAAGAUGAUUAUUAUCCCAUUGGUGGUAUGCAGUCUGGUCUCCGGGGCGGCAAGUAUCGAUCCAAAAGCCCUGGGCAAGCUGGGAGGUUGGGCGAUGCUCUUUUUCCUGGUCACCACGUUGAUCGCCUCAUCCAUCGGCGUGGUGAUGGCCUAUAUCAUCAGCCCUGGCUCGGUAACGAUGGGAAAACCUCAAAUUGCCGGCUUGGAUGCCAGCGUCCCCGAGCCCAAAGAGGUCAUAGACUCCUUUUUAGACUUGAUCAGAAACAUCUUUCCCUCCAACUUGGUGUCUGCUGCCUUUCAGUCUUACGCAACAAGCUACAAGCUGGUGAGCGUUAAUAACACAAACGGAGUCCUCAACUACACAGCGGAGAAGGUCCCUUUUGGAACAAACCAGGACGGGAUGAAUAUUCUUGGCCUCGUCGUGUUUGCCAUCGUGUUUGGUGUGGCUUUGAGGAAAUUGGGGGAGGAAGGCGAGAUCUUGAUUAAGUUCUUCAACUCAUUCAAUGAAGCCACUAUGGUGUUAGUCUCCUGGAUCAUGUGGUAUGCUCCUUUUGGUAUCAUGUUCCUUGUUGCUGGCAAGAUUGUGGAAAUGGAGGACGUUGGCACGCUAUUUGCCAGUUUGGGAAAAUAUAUAGCAUGCUGCGUUGUCGGGCAUGCCAUUCAUGGCUUCAUUGUGUUGCCCGCCAUUUACUUCGUCAUCACAAGGAAGAACCCGUACACUUUUCUGUGGGGAAUAUUCACUGCUCUAGCCACUGCCUUUGGAACAGCGUCCAGCUCUGCCACACUCCCCCUGAUGAUGAAGUGCGUAGAGGAAAAUAACGGCAUCUCCAAGCAAAUCAGCCGCUUCAUUCUUCCGAUAGGCGCCACCGUCAACAUGGACGGAGCCGCGUGCUUUCAGUGCGUGGCCGCCGUUUUCAUCGCUCAGUUGAACAACUAUUCCCUCAACUUCAUCCAAAUCAUUACCAUCCUUGUGACUGCCACAGCAUCAAGUGUCGGUGCAGCAGGAAUACCCGCUGGCGGGGUAUUGACGCUUGCUAUCAUCUUGGAGGCAGUCAGUUUGCCCACCAAUGACAUAUCCCUCAUCUUGGCUGUUGACUGGCUAGUGGACCGCACAUGCACAGUGAUAAACGUGGAGGGCGAUGCCUUCGGAGCAGGCCUCUUGCAGUUUUUCGUAGACCGCACUGCCAAGAAAGAAGGAGGAGCAGAGCUAGGCGAGGUCAGACCCUUCACACCACCCGCUGAGCACUCGCCGCUCAUUGAAGUGAAAGGCAUCGGACACCGCGACAACAACAAAACAUCAUACCCGGAUAAAGAAUCUGUCAUGUAAAUCACGCUUGACGUGAUCUCGAGACUUUCUGGACCUUUCUUCCUCUCUCGCUUUAAAAGGUUUGUGAAGUGAGGAUGUACUUGAUGCAGCACAUGAACUGGCAAAGAUUUUUUGCAGCAACAUUGUGGCAUUUGAAUAAGCCUUACCAGAAUCCAUAAGAGAGCAUGAGUCGUGGAAAUAUCUGAAGGUAGAAGACCAAUGAUUUCCUACAAGUUAUGUCCUAGAUAAUAGUAAUUUAUUAGAGGUCAAGUGGAGGGACAUACCCAUUGGGACCUCUGUUACAAUUUAGAUAUCACUUUGUUGUCGUGUCACUGUGCCAGCUUCACUACAAAAAAAAGUCAUACGAGUAUAUGCAUCAGUUACGUUUUUCAACAAGGAUGAUUUGGAGGUAGAUAUCUGAUGCUUUGCUCCAAUGUUAAUUUCAAGCUCGGAAACAACACCAUUUUAGCUACAAGAUCAGUCCAGUUUGUGAGUACAGUAUUUAUUGAGAGAUUUCAACUGUAUUGACAAACAGAAAAAGGUAGAAUCAAGCUUUUUUCCCUAUAAGCGGAUUGGGUGUAUAUAAAAUGCAAUCAUGGACCACAUGCUGUGAAAAAUAAGACUAGAGGUGAAUGAGUUAAUUUGCCAAAAAGAUGAUGGCACAUUAGCAUCAGACCGGCUGUUCGCUUACUGUUUUCAUUUGUGCUUUCUUUGAAUAUUACUCAAAAGGUUCAAUAUAGGUACUAUAUAUAUAGCAUGUGCUGUGCUGGCUAUAUGGUCCGCCAUGCAGAUAUUUCCCAUGUUACACUUCUAACAUUUGGAAUAUCCGUUCCUUAAAAUGGAGAGUAUGCAGUUUUUCACCUCACGUCACUAAUCUUUUUUAAAAUGUAAUUUUUGCAGAACGCACAAUCAAAUAAUAAGGUGAGAAAUAGGAAAGUGAUAAAUGUACAUCAGGCAUAAACAUGGCAGAAUUGACGUUGCGUGUCUUAUCUUUUGAACUGCUUGAAGUCCCUUUGCCCUGCUUCUGUUUGCAAUUUUAUUUAUUUUCCAGAGUUGGAUAUUCCGAAAGUCCCCAAAACUCUCCUGUAGCCCAAGGUAAGGGGUUAAUGGGAGCGUGCCAUGGCUUAUUUCACCUUACAAUACAAACGCCAAGCUCCCUGUUUAAUGGACAGUUGACUUUUUGUCAUGUUGACCUUGUUCUAAUAGGAUGUGAAAUUUUCAGGGUACAAUCAUUUUAUGCUACAGUGGAGGUCUGCUUGGACAUAGCCCACUUGAUUUUGAAAAUUUCACAAAAACACCUGAAUUUAAUGUCAAGGUUAUUCAAUCAAAUCCUUUACAAACACAGUUAGGGUAAAAAUAGGUUUGUGGGAACCAUGGUUAAAAUGGUGAAGGAACAUCCCCUGUUGAAUUUGGUGUAGUGCACUCCAUGCUUCUUUGUUGACUUACUUCAGACCUUUCUUUGUUGUGUGUGAAAAAAGUGAGCAAUACUGUUAACUCUAUGUUGUCAAAAUACCAAAACUAAAAAGCUGACCUCAAUGCCACUACAUCUCAGGUAAAUAUCUAAGCUUGCAGAAAGUUGUUUUUCUUUAAAACCAAAAAUCUUCACUGCUUUAUCGCCUUUUUCAAACACUAAGUCAAAUUUGUGUUUCAGCCUAAAAGCACACAGGACAAAAGGUGGAAAUGUACUUGUAUAUUCAUGUCUGACAACUUUUAUUCUUCUACUGUACUAUCAGAGCUGUUAUUUCAAACUUUUUGCUGUUCUUGGUAAAAUUUGGGAAAUCAUUGUACGCUAUGAAUAUAUCUGAAGUUUGUAUAUCUUCACUUGUCUUGAAGAGCAUUUCUCCAUGGUGCUUCCACUGUUAUCUCUUUUCUCUCCAUCUUAUGGUCUAGCUAACUUCGCAGGGUGGCACUCUAGUCACUGGUCUUCUUCCAAAGCAUGCGGUUAUCUUUUCCAAAGUGAAGCUGUCGUACUAGUGAAGUAAGCAAGAACCAAAGAAACAGCCACGUUUUCCUCUGUUACACUCAUCGGUACAAGGUUGAUAUGAGUGUGUAGAAACUAUGCUUGCUGUAAGUAACAAGGAAUUCCAAUAUGUUGUGUAUUUUCUAUUUUGAUGUUUGCAAAAGCGGGGGAGUGUCAUAAAAUCUUUCAAUUUUGGACAAUAAAUGUUUUUUAUGAUUUAA
Molecule: messenger RNA, 3904 nt
Organism: Corythoichthys intestinalis (scribbled pipefish)
Lineage: Eukaryota; Metazoa; Chordata; Actinopteri; Syngnathiformes; Syngnathidae
Gene: slc1a5
Product: solute carrier family 1 member 5
Exons: 8
Coding region: 155-1744 (529 amino acids)
Biological process (GO): L-aspartate import across plasma membrane
Cellular component (GO): plasma membrane
Molecular function (GO): neutral L-amino acid transmembrane transporter activity; L-aspartate transmembrane transporter activity; symporter activity
Source: RefSeq, a predicted model, not a curated record